AAACUUUCUUAAAUCAUUUGAUUCAUUUCUAAAAAAGGAGUUGGGAUUUAGGAUCCCAUUCAUUACUCCUCUUUACAACUAUUUUUCUCUACACUAACUAAUGGAGCACAUCCUUUUCUUCUGUUUUUUAAAUUUACAAAUUACAAUUUCAUUUGUUGACUUCAACUGAGAUUUGGGCACUGUUUGUGAUUCAAGUUUUCUCCUUCUUUUGCUCCAAAUUUGCAACGAAAUGCCAAAUCUUUGAGGCCAUGUUUCGGCUUUUCAACCAAGGAAACGGUGUAGUUGUAGAUAUAUGGCAAAGGAAUUACUGGACGAGGGGAACAGCUAACAGUAACAGGUAUGGAUCUCAGAGAAGAGAGCUGUAAUGUUGGCUCCUUGGCUACUGCUACAUCAACCAGAUUCUCCUCUGCAUCUUCUGUAUUUUACUCGGCAAAUCCUUCGCCAUUCUUUUCACCAACUUCACCAAAGUCUCAGUUUUCCGAGUCCAUUCGCACUGAUGUUCUACCUCUUGAAGAUGCCAAUAUUUCCAACAAUAAACAAAUUUCAGACCACGAACCAGACAUGAAUGUUCUAGAUAAGAAACUACCUGAAUAUGUUUCUUCCUCAACAGGAAUAUCCAAUUCCAAUGAAACAGCCUCUACUCAGAGCCAGAGCCAUGGCCGUUGGAUUGAAUUCUCGAGGCCUAGAGGAAGGCAUAAGAAAGUCAUUAGAUUCCCUCCAAAUGUGUCUUCUCUGUCCACCAGCAGAAUGAGAAAUUGUGAUGUUUAUAUAGGCUUAUAUGGAAGAAAACCUCCACUUUUGAGGUUUGUUAACUGGUUGCGUGCUGAGCUUGAAGUUCAAGGGGUCAGUUGCUUUGCUUGUGAUAGAGCUCGGUGCAGGAACUCAAGGAAGCACAGAAUUGUUGAGCGAGCAAUGGAUGUUUGCAGCUUUGGAGUGGUGAUCAUAACAAGGAAGUCAUUCAAGAACCCUUAUACUAUUGAGGAGUUACGAUUUUUCUCAGGUAAGAAGAAUCUUGUUCCUGUGUUCUUUGAUGUUGCUCCAACUGAUUGCCUGGUUAGGGAUAUAAUAGAGAGAAGGGGAGAACUUUGGGAAAAAUAUGGAGGCGAAUUGUGGAAUUUAUAUGGUGGGCUGGAGAAGGAAUGGAAGGAAGCGAUUUAUGGCCUUUAUCGCAUUGAUGAGUGGAAAUUGGAGGCACAUGACGGGAACUGGAGAGAAUGUAUAUUGAGGGCUGUCACACUGCUAGCAAUGAGAUUAGGAAGGAGGAGUGUGGUGGAGAGAUUAAGCAGAUGGAAGGAUAAGGUGGAAAAAGAGGAGUUCCCAUUACCCCGAAAUGAGAACUUCAUUGGUAGGAAAAAGGAGUUAUCAGAGCUAGAAUUUAUGCUUUUUGGAGAUGUUACUGGAGAUUCAGAAAGAGAUUACUUUGAAAUUAAGACUAAGACUAAGCCUAAGCCUAAGCGAAGGCACGUUACAAUUAGUUGGAGCCGGAGUAAUUCAAUGGAAACGCAGAGAGAGGGUGGUAAGAGAAAAGGUAAAUAUCCUGUCAUAUGGAAAGAAUCAGAGAAAGAGAUUGAGAUGCAAAGCACCUGUUUCCCUCAACAACACCAUGCUAUUCCUUACAUACCAAAACCAAAAAUUGGCAGAAAAUACACAAGAAGAAAACGUUCCAUUAAAAUAGUAUAUGGCAAGGGAAUAGCAGUUGUAUCAGGGGAAUCUGGAAUUGGCAAGACGGAGCUUCUUCUUGAGUUUGCAUACAGGUACCAUCAAAGAUACAAGAUGGUUCUGUGGUUAGGAGGGGAAAGUAGAUACAUUAGGCAAAACUAUCUAAAUCUCUGGCCUUUUUUAGAAGUUGAUGUAGGAAUUGAAACCUGUGCUGAGAAAGGUAGGAUACGAAGCUUUGAAGAGCAAGAAGAGGCGGCGAUGUUCAGGGUACGCCGAGAACUCAUGAGGAACUUGCCGUACUUGGUAAUAAUUGAUAAUUUGGAGAGCGAAAAAGAUUGGUGGGACCAUCGACUCAUAAUGGAUCUUCUCCCUAGGUUUGGUGGUGAAGCUCAUUUCUUGAUAUCCACACGCCUUCCUCGAGUGAUGAAUCUUGAGCCCAUGAAACUCUCCUACUUAUCUGGGGUUGAGGCUCUUUCUUUGAUGCAGGGAACUACGACAGACUAUCCCAUCCCUGAAAUCGAUGCUCUUCGGGUCAUUGAGGAGAAACUCGGAAGGAUAACCUUGGGCCUUUCUAUUGUUGGAGCCAUUCUCUCCGAGCUUCCUAUUAACCCCACUAGGCUUUUGGAUACUAUCAAUAGGAUGCCCUUGAGGGACUUCUCCUGGAAUGGUAAGGAAGGUUGUACACUGAGGAAAAACACCUUCCUUUUGCAGUUGUUUGAGGUUUGUUUCUCAAUAUUUGAUCACGCAGAUGGGCCCAGAAGUUUGGCAACAAGGAUGGUUAAGGCUAGUGGCUGGUUUGCACCAGCUCCAGUUCCUAUAUAUCUGCUAGCAGCAGCUGCCUAUAAAAUGCCUGAAAAACAUCAAGGAACCAGACUAUGGAAAAGAAUCCUGCGUUCUUUACCUUGUGGGUUUACCUCUUACACCAAGAGGUCUGAGGCGGAAGCUGCUUCCAUGUUGUUGAGGUUCAAUAUUGCAAGGAGCUGCACCAAACAGGGAUACAUUUAUUUGAACGAACUUGUCAAGCUUUACGCCCGUAGAAGAGGGGUAACUGGUGUGGCUCAUGCAAUGGUCCAAGCUGUUAUUAGUCGGGCAUCUGUAGUUCAGCAUCCUGAGCAUUUAUGGGGGGCAUGUUUUUUGAUAUUUGGGUUUGGAAAUGACCCAAUAGUUGUGGAAUUGAAGGUGUCUGACUUGCUUGUCCUAGUAAAAGAGGUGGUUUUACCUCUUGCUAUUAGGGCAUUUAUCACAUUUUCACGGUGUAGUGCUGCUCUCGAGCUCCUGCGUUUGUGCACAAAUGCUCUUGAGACGGCUGAUCAGGCAUUUGUUACUCCCGUUGAUAAAUGGCUUGACAAAUCCCUUUGUUGGAAACCCGUUCACACAAACGCGCAGUUGAAUCCCUCCUUGUGGCAGGAAAUGGCAUUAGCGAGAGCCACUGUAUUAGAAACAAGGGCUAAGCUUAUGGUUAGAGGAGGGCAAUUUGACAUUGCUGAUGAUCUUAUUAGGAAGGCCAUUUUUAUUAGGACUUCCAUUUCUGGUGAAAAUCAUCCUGAUACUCUUUCAGCUAAGGAAACCAUGGCCAAAAUUACCAGGCUUUUAGCAAAUCUUGAACCACAUACCUCACCAUAGUUUUUCAUUCUUUUUCUGUAACCUGAAUUUUACAUUAGGAGUAUACAUAGUGUUUUGAAUAAUGUCUUUUUUUUUUUAACAUUUCAAGGAAUUUAUCUAGUCGACUUCUAAAUUACGCGUAAACUGUCCAUUUCCAUUAUGCUGUUUGUUGCUAUUAUUUCCAUUAUGGGUGCACCUCAAGCACAGGCAUGUAGCAACAGAGAUCAGUUUUCUCAUGACAAUCAGAAGU
Messenger RNA from Amaranthus tricolor (Joseph's coat), 3511 nucleotides. RefSeq lists its product as uncharacterized. The transcript is spliced from 2 exons. The record is from RefSeq and is a predicted model, not a curated record. Lineage: Eukaryota; Viridiplantae; Streptophyta; Magnoliopsida; Caryophyllales; Amaranthaceae. Bases 340 to 3282 code for a protein of 980 amino acids. Gene Ontology annotation, biological process: recombinational repair; signal transduction.